UCAGCUAAAUGUAUCGUAACAGGUACAGUAGGGGACACGUUGACGGUGUUGUAAUUUCAGGUGUUUUCUGCGAAGCUAUUGCUGUAUCGGUCGACUGUGAGCUCCUCACUUUAUCCGUGACAUGAGUGUGGGCUUCAUAGGAGCAGGCCAGCUGGCCCAUGCUCUGGUGAGAGGCUUCACAGCUGCAGGCGUGAUUGCCACCCACAGAAUCACAGCCAGUUCCCCAGACACAGAUCUCCCCACAGUACAGGGCCUGCGGAAAUUGGGUGUCAAUCUCACCACCAGCAACAAAGAGACAGUGAGCAAAUGUGAUGUUCUCUUCCUGGCCGUGAAGCCCCACAUCAUCCCUUUUGUGCUGGAUGAGAUUGGACCAGACAUCGAAGAUCGACACCUUAUUGUGUCUUGUGCUGCUGGUGUCACCAUCAGCUCUAUAGAGAAGAAGCUGCAGCAGUAUCGUGCUAAUCCAAAGGUGAUGCGUUGCAUGACAAACACUCCGGUGGUGGUGCGUGAGGGGGCCACUGUGUACGCCACUGGCACCUAUGCAGAGGUAGAGGAUGGACAGCUCCUGGAGCAGCUGAUGGCCAGUGUGGGAUACUGCACGGAGGUGGAGGAGGACCUGAUUGAUGCGGUCACCGGCCUCAGCGGCAGUGGUCCUGCUUAUGCGUUUACUGCUGUAGAUGCUCUUGCUGAUGGUGGUGUGAAAAUGGGCCUGCCCAGGAGACUGGCUGUACGCCUCGGAGCCCAAGCGCUGCUGGGGGCUGCUAAGAUGUUGUUAGACUCCGAGCAACACCCUGGGCAGCUCAAGGACAAUGUGUGUUCACCAGGGGGCGCCACCAUCCACGCCCUGCAUGUCAUGGAGAGCGGUGGCUUCCGCAGCCUCCUCAUCAACGCUGUAGAGGCCUCCUGUGUUAGGACUAGGGAACUUCAGUUUUUGGCCGACCAAGAGAAAAUCUCGCCAGCUGCCAUAAAGAAGACCACUCUGGACAAAGUGUUGCAGCAGCCAGGAGUGACUGCAGGGUCUGUUGGAUUCAGAUCUCAGGGGAUCAGUAUGUUCAGCAGUAACCCCAGGACCAAGAAGAAGUGAUCUGUCACUACAGCGAAGAUGCAAUAUAUAUGCUGUGAAUAAACCACUACUGGAUGAAGACUGUUGGAAGAGAAACUAAUCUAGUGGAUUACUUUUUAGAAAAAAAAAACAGCUAGGUUGGGGAUGAUGAAUGCCUGAGCCAUAUUUCUUUUUAUAAUGCAAUGACUGUCCAAUGUCAGGCUAGACUUGACUAGAAUAAUAAUUUAAAUCUCUGUGGUUACUAUGGCUUUCUAUAUCGUACUUCAAAUGGCGAUGCAAUUGAGUGGUGUGCAGCGAAGCAAUACGCUUUGCUCCAUGACUUUCUAGGAGUGGUGUUACUGUUAAACUUGCAUUUAUGCAAUUUCCAAACUACGUUUAAACUUUCAUACAAAAUGAACUAAUCGGUGCAUUUUAUGAUGCAAUGACACUCAUGAUGUUUUCAUAUAUUCUUUAUAAAUAAGCAUGGAAAAACCACAUUCUGUUGACGUUCUU
This is a messenger RNA of Anoplopoma fimbria (sablefish), 1555 nucleotides long. RefSeq names its product pyrroline-5-carboxylate reductase 1a (gene pycr1a). Gene Ontology annotation, molecular function: pyrroline-5-carboxylate reductase activity. NCBI's taxonomy places the organism in Eukaryota, Metazoa, Chordata, Actinopteri, Perciformes, Anoplopomatidae. The transcript is spliced from 8 exons. Gene Ontology annotation, biological process: L-proline biosynthetic process. The coding region runs from base 122 to 1084 and encodes 320 amino acids. The record is from RefSeq and is a predicted model, not a curated record.